GAUUUUUUUAUUACCUUUUCCCUUAGUUGGGGCAAGAGAGCCGCCCACAACAGAGCUCAAAUUGUUUACUACAUGGCGGAAAAUUUAGAGCUGCGACGCAAUGAGUUUAGUCAGAGACUGUGCGAUAUGACAGGCUGCUCGCAGGAGGAGGCCAGCAAGGAAGUCGAUAUCGCAAUACAGCGGCUGUUUUACUGGGGUGCUUAUGCAGAUAAAUAUGGAGGUACUGUACAGGUAGGUGUGACAAUAAACCAACUAAUGUUAACAAGAAUACCGUGCUGCACGAAAUGUUUGGGGAGUUUAUUUUUGCGAAUUGGCGAUUUGUUGUGUCUUGCGGGAACCAAUUUUUGCGAUUAGGACAGAUUGGCUUUUCUUGCUGGGAAUUAAUUUUUGCGGUUUUCAGAAAUUACCCAGUAUCCAGCAUUGAUAAUAUUUUCGUUUUCGUUAAGUACGUGCAAUAGAAUACAUACUCUCAAACAAUACUACGGUAUGCCUACCCUAUGUAAAACCAGUAAUUCAUUGUAUACCGUUUUGUUUCUAAAUGAAAGAGGCACGAUUUCAGACAGACACGAUUUCUUCGUAAUGUCUUGUGUAGCGAAUUUAAGGUAGAGAAUAUUAACUCUGGAGUAAAUUUUUGCGGGAAAAAUGUUUGCGGUAAUUUUUAUGUGCGUUUUUGUUAAGUACGUGCAACAGAAUAUAUACUUUCAAACAACACUAUGGUAUGCGUCCCCUAUGUAAAACUAGUAAUUCAUUGUAUACCGUUUUGUUUCUGAAUGCAAGAGGCACGAUUUCAGACAGACACGAUUUCUUCUUAAUGUCUUGUGUAGCGAAUUUAAGGUAGAGAAUACUAACUCUGGAGUAAAGUUUUGGGGGGUAAACGUUUGUGGUAAUUUUUAUGUGCGGGAACUUAUUUUUGCGGAUCGCUUGAAAAUCGCAAAAAUCGCAAAACUUUCGUGCCACACGGUAGGUACAAAAUAUAGGCAUUAAUACAGUAGAUGGAAAAUGAUAGUCAGGUUGUUCGUAGUCUUGAAUAGGACUUACGAACAGUGAUUGAUGACAAACUGCACGAUGGUCAUCUUCCGAGUUAAAUGUGUGUGAAUAUAAUUACCGCACGGGUUGUCAUUAGUCACUCUCCACUAGUCCUAUUCAGGACUACACCCACCCGGACAAUCAUAUCCCACCGACAUUUAUCAUGACUCCUGGGUUCAAACCACUCACUAAAACAAUGUAUACAGUUAAUUUGCAUUUGUAUUAACUUGCUCAGUCGUUCAACUUGCCGACUUCCUUGAUUAACUGGCUAACAUCUUUUCCCUGGGGUUUUUGGUAGGGCACACUCCCUUUCCGAAGUAGUUCAGGCAGCUAGUAUCAUUUAUCAGUGUGCGUGCUGUAGUGGAUAGUCGGAAUUAGGGCUGGAAAGCCCCCUCCACCCAAAUUCCUCAAGAAUCCCCCUUGGGCGUCUUUGAUUCUUCUUUUGUACUUGGGGGUACGCUGAAAGUACAACUCACUAACAUACUUCAACCUUUUGCGAAGACGUUCUCAACGGAACUUUCCAUAAUGUUAACUAGAGAAUAGAAGGGCGAGUUUACCAAAGUGGUAGGCGAGUUGGUACGUUGCAAAAACAAGUUGAUCAUGGUCACGUGUUUGUGGCAGGAAACUGUCUACUUGCCAUUUGGUCUUGUAUGUUCUCCAAGCAACUUUCCAGGAGCCACUUUAAGGCCAUGUCUUACGUAUUCUGCAGUCAACACUCUCUAAGACGGACACCUUUGGGACUGGUUCUCAAAGCUGUUGCCCCUUGUUUAACUUUCUCAUACAACGAUUCGUUUCCAACCUUGGCAGGAUUAGCUCAGUCGGUAGAGCGCUUGACUGCAGAGCGGGAGUUCCCGAGUUCGAUUCCCGGGAGAGGACCAACACUCAGGGUCUUAAAAUAACGGAGGAAAAUGAAGGUGCUCCCUUUGCCUUGCAAGCGGCUGGACGUACCUUCGCGUGACUCGGAUGACCACGUAAAAUGGCGGUCCCGUCUCCAGUAGGAGACGUAAAAAUAGUCUCCCCAAUUAGCACUUUCAUGCUAAAUACAUCGAGACUCAAAUAAAGCGCUUUUUUGAACUAGCAGUAACAUGUUUUGUUUGCUAAUCAUGUACCUUUUCUUCGUGGCUUUUAUAUUUUCCUCUCUCUCCCCUCCCUAAGGAAACGCCGUUCUAUGGUGCUACAGUUAAGAUCCAUGAGCCUGUAGGGGUGAUAGGCAUUGCUUGUCCUGACAAGUGUCCCUUACUGGCCUUUGUGUCCCUACUGGCGCCUGCAGUCAUCCGAGGUAACACUGUUGUUAUCGCACCAAGUCAGAAACAUCCCAUGAUUGCUGUGGAUAUGUACCAGGUACCAAUCAUGUCCAUUUUAUUUUCUGAGUUAUUCUGUGCGUUAGUACUGUUUUUUGAUCGUGGACCACUGAGUUCCAAAUUUUUCUGUGCUUUCAGGUGAUCAUAAUCGUUUUCUUCUUUAAUUAUGAGACCAUAAAUAAUAUGUUUAUUCGGUAACAAGAAGUUUAUUUUUUCCCGCGAUUAUCGAUUGAACAUAUUCUAUGAUCGAUUAUCGAUUAUAAUAAAUUUUUCGGCACACAAUUGUUGUGUGUGAAUACUCGAAUAAGCGCCCAUACUAUGGCCUAAAGUUUGAAACAUGCCUCUUUUUACUCGACCUCUCUUCUUUUGAUAACCGACAAAGGCGGAGCACUAUGUUUUAAAAUCAUGUUUAAUCCUAAGCGGAGCAUUUUUUUUAGAUGUUUUUUAGGAUCAUGUGGCUUUCUCGUUCACUGCAUCAUUGGGGAGCUUAAGCAACAACGACGACAGUAAAAACAUCACUAGAAACUGAAUUUGCGUCCUUUCAAACUUUAUCGCGUCUAUUUGAACCCGCUCAAUUUGUCAAAUGUAGGCGACUUUUCCUGGAAUUAAAUUCUCAAGGACUUCAUCCAUGUUCAAAUAGAGAAAGGAAAAUUUCUCGUCGUAUGUCCACGUCCUCCAUAAAACGUCCCCUUUGGGAGGUUUCACGUCGUGGUCGUGCAGUGGACGUCAAAGAAAUGUAGUAAGAAGCGUGAUGCACGUGCAGAGCAUUUGUUUUGCUCAUAAAACCAACAGACCCUUUUACCGAUACGGCGGCCAUAUUGAAAUAAUUCGAUUUAAGGAGUAUUAUAGGAUGCCCUGGGGGCAUGAGCACCUUUGGUUUGUAUUUUCGAGCGCUUCUCGAGACAUUUUUUCUUAAAGUUUUCUUAGAAUAAGAUUGUAAUGGGAAAAAAGAUCCUUGUGCCGUGUUUGGAUGGACUUUUUCUAGUUUAGUAUUAGAAAUUUGGUCUUUCACUGUAUAUUUCUCGGGAAAAAAAGCGAUCAUUAUUACAUCCAAACACGGCACAAGGAUCUUUUUUCCCAUUACAAUCUUAUUCUAAGAAAACGUUAAGAUGUUGAUAGAAGCUGGCCUUGGCGAUUAUUGGGCGGGCUCUUAGAUUUGUUGGUUUGAUUAACAGCUCGGGUGUUAGAAAUUCGAUGAACUCUUUCGAAGCUCAUAUUGUUUACGUCUUCUUCAGGUAUUGAAGCUGUUGUAUCAGGACGUUUCUCAACACUUGCUCGGUUUCUGCUGGAGUUUCAUGUGAAGAAUCUCUGACACCGUAAACUCUGAAGUUGCUUCUUCUUGACUGAGCUUCAAGUCGUAUGUUGCGACAUACUAAUUUGUGGACUUCAGCCUUCAACUGAUCAUUUUCUUUGCGAAGCGAAGCAGUCACCUUUUCAGUCGCCGCGGCAGCAUUUUUAAUUUCUUGAAUUUCCUUAGUUGCAGAAUUCAAACUUUCCAUUAGUUGCUUAUUUUCCUCUGUGAGUUUAGCAAUUACUGAUUUUAGGUCAUCAACAGCUGGUUUGAGAAGAAGUAGGCGUUCUAACUUAUUCCUGAUAUCGUCAAGGGCUUUCAGCGUGGCGUCACCCUCGUGGUCGGGAAGCUCCUCGAGGUCGUCGUCAGUUUGAGAACCUUUUUCCCGUAUUCUUUUUGCCCUUCUUCUAGAGGAAACGUCAUUCUUCCCAAGUGAGUCAGUUUUGGCUGCCAUUCGGUAAAAAUUAAGUGCGCUCCAUGGUUAUAAGCGGAGUUUACAUCGAAAACGACGGAGCGAUAAAAGAAACGACCACCUUUGACAGCGCCUAAUUAGCAUUCCAAUUGUCACUGCUAAUCCCGAGGAUAAGUUGCCGAAAAGGAGGGCCGGAAUUUAACACGUCUUCCAAUUUUUCAACUCAAAUUUGAACGCCGGAAAUAUUACCCUAUGCCUUCUAGGUGAUGUUACACGACGAUGAUUUUUAGCGCAACACAACCUUGCAAUGUUGGAGCAAUGUUGUAACCAUUCGAAACAAUGUCGCACCAAUGUUGCCACGCUGCGUUGCGCUAAAAAUCGUCGUUACGAAUCGUCAAGUGUAACAUCACCUUAUGUCGAACCACGUUCAAACGACGGUGUUAGCGGUCCUUUUUGCCGCGCUUUUUGCGAUAAAUGCGAAAUUUUAGGUUACAGUAUGUGUUAAAAAAUUCUUACAGUGUCUCCGGCAAGGUUCGUUCGUUCGUUCAAUGCGGAACAUUGCAUAUUUUUUCUCGCUUCCUUUCUGUAGAUUUUUGACACGUCGGACUUGCCCGGUGGUGUUGUAAACAUCGUCACAGGGGACCGCGAUCACCUCACUAAAUACCUGUCCGAACAUCAGGACGUUCAAGCCAUGUGGUACUUUGGCUCAACGGAGGGAAGCAAAUUUGUGGAGUGGUCAUCAGCGGUCAACGUGAAACGUACCUUUGUAAACUACAGUCAGAGCCGAGACUGGCUUGACAACUCUCAGGGGCAGGGCGAGGAGUUUUUGUUCCACUCUACCGAAUGCAAGAACGUACGGCUUCCGAUGGGAGACAUCUUUGCCAAUUAG
Messenger RNA from Porites lobata, 4919 nucleotides. The record is from the annotation of a GenBank genome assembly. NCBI's taxonomy places the organism in Eukaryota, Metazoa, Cnidaria, Anthozoa, Scleractinia, Poritidae.